AUGUCCAAGCUCGUCGCGCUCGCGCGCUGGACGCAGCGCGACCUCAUCAAGCUCGCGAAAGCAGAAAACCAGCCACAGCUGUUGACCAUCCCUUACAGCCAUUACUGCGAGCUGGCCGCAUGGUCGCUGGACCGCGCAGCCAAGCCCUACCGCGAGCACGGCUACGCUCCCGGAGAGCACGUCUUACCGUCGCUGGCGCUGCGCGUCGCCGGCGCGGAAAGGCAUCUCUCGUCGACGUCGCGCGUCGACGCCAUGCCGCGCACCGCGGCGGAGGUCGGCGAGCCGCGGCCGCGGCCUCGCUCGAACGCGACGGCCGUGCCCGCGCUCGUCAUGCCCGACGGCGCCGUGCUCGCGGACAGCUGGGCCAUCGCGGAGGCCGUCCAGGGCCCCGUCGACCCGGCGCUGAAGGCCCUCCUCGACGAGGACCUCGGCCCGCUGUCGCGGCAGUGGAUCUACGAAAAACUAUUUCGCGAGGCGAACGCGAAUGUCUGGGACGACCUCGCCGGCGUCGGACGGGGCCCACUCUUCGGCGCUGCCUGGAGCGUGAUGUCGCCGCGUUUGACGGAGUCCAUGCGGCGCCUCUUCCGCACGCGAUGCGACGAAGCGAUGAAGGUCUGCGACGACCGCCUCGCGGAGACCCUCGACCGCGCCAACGGCUUCCUCGAAAAGUCCGGCGGCGAGUUUCUUGGGGGCGAUGCACCAUCCAUUUCAGAUGUGGCCAUGGCGACGCUGGCGGCUCCCCUGGUCUUGCCCGCGAAGUUCGCCCGCGGCAAAUACGCGUCGCCGUUCGAACAGCUGCUAGCCCAGGACGCCGAGAUGCAGGCGCAGGUCGAGGCCUACCGCGCCACGCCCGUCGGCGCCCACGCCCUGAAACCGCCCGCGCCGGGCCCGCCGACCGAGGGAGAAAAGGUCGAGGCGCCCCCCGCCGCCAAAUCGAAAAAUCCGGCGGUCCGCACGUCGCUCGGCAUCGAGGGCCUCGACGACGAGAGCGCCCCCCCGCUUUUGACGCCGCUCGACGCGGCGCUCCCCCCGCUCGACGGCGAGCGGCUCCCGAGGGACGCGAAGCCCUCCGGCGCCGCGGGCGCCGUCGGGUCCGGGUCGCGGUCGCGGUCCGGGUCCGAGCUCGACGGCGAGCUCCCCCCGCUCGACGGCGAGCGCAUCCCCACGGCCGCCAAGCCCCCGGGCGCCGUCGGGUCCAUCGGCGCGACGUCCGUGCCCGGCGUCGUCGGCGCGGCGUCCGUCGCCGGCGUCGUCGGCGCGGACCACAAGCGCGACAUCGGCUACCACGCGUUCUUCGGCACGGGCGACCCGAACCUGUCCGUGAAGCGCCCCUUCCUCAACGAGCCGUCGCCCGAGUCCGUCGCGUCGACGCCGCCGCUCUGGGCGCGGAAGGCGGCGGAGGACGCGCCGGAGCCGCCGACGCUGCGGUCGCUCGAGGCCGAGGUGCUCGCCGUCGUCGACGGCGCCGACGCCGGCGCGGUCCUCUGCGCGAACCUGCCCAAGCUCUACUACGCGCUCCACGGCGCGCCGCUGAACUGCGCGACGUACGGCGAGGACCGGCUCUCGGACCUCCUCGGCAAACUGCCGAACGUCUACGUCCGCGCGGAGGCGCGGGGCCGCGGGGGCACGGUGUCGCGCCGGGGCACGGGCGCCGAGGACGGCGACGUCCCCGACGCCGCGGCGCUCGAGGCCCAGGCCGCGGGGCGCUUAGCGUACCGCGCCGCGGGGGUCCACGCGAGGGUCCGCGACUGGUCGCCGAACCGGCUCCGCGAGGCCUCGGGCGCCACGGAAUCUUCCGCGGCCGAGGCGCUCUACCAGGCCGUCGCGGCGCCCGGCGACCGCGUCAAGCGCACGGGGCUGCUGCUCGCGCACGCGCGGACCGCGCCCGUGACCGCGGAACCGGAAAAGCUCCGCGCGCUCGCGGCGGAGAUCCUCGCGCUGGUCGACGAGGCCCCGGGGGGCAAGGUGCUCUCGGCGAACCUGCCGCGCGCCUACUUCCUCAAGUACCGCAAGCCCCUCGACAUGAAGGGCUACGGCGCGCUGAAGAUGUCGCGGCUUUUGACCGCGCUCGAGCCCUACGGCCUCGAGUCGUGCGGCGGCGCGACCGCGGGCGUCGGCCGGGCGGGCUCGGGCGUCGCCGACGACGGGCCCGUCGCGGACACCAUCGCGCCGCCGCCGGAGGACCUGGCGAGCCUCCGGGCCGAGCUCGAGAGCAUGCGCGGCGCGGGCGACGCCGAGGAGCUCGGCCGCACGGUCUUCGUCCGGGGCCUGCCCUGGACCGCGGAGGAGGCCGAGGUGCGGUCCUGGAUGGCGCGAAACGGGCCCGUCGCGUCCCUCGUGCUGCCCCUGAACCGCGGCGACGGCCGGCCGUCCGGCACGGCCUUUGUGGUCUUCGAGGCGCCCGCGGGCGCCGAGAAGGCCUGCGCCGCCCUGGGCCUCACCCUCGGCGGCGGCGAGUUCUUCCCGGGCACGAAGCGCCGGGUCACGGCCGUCAUGGCGGACCGGCCGUGCCCGACGCGGCGGCGGGAGUCCGGAGGGAUCCGCGACGAGGACGGGCGCCGCGUCCAUGACACCGGCGGGACCGUCAAGCCGGCCGUCGCGAAGCCGCCGAAGCAGGGCAAGACCAUCGACCCCGCGGGCUGCGACGCGUCGCCGGCGGAGCUCGCGCGGCUCGCGGCCCAGAUACUCGCGCUCUGCGACGCGGCGCGAUCGGGCCGCGUGCUGCUCGGGAACCUCCCGGGCGACUACAAGAAGGCCUACGGCGCCCCGAUGCCGAGCCACGGCGUCAAGGCGAAGACGCUCAUGGCGCUGCUGCCCGGCGUCGCCGUGGGCGGCUACGACCCGUCGCACGUGGACCCCGACAACCGCUGGGCGCGCGCGCACGUGAGCCGCGACGACGGCGCGGGCGCCGCGGCGCCGCCGCCGCCGCCCGCGCGGCGGCCCGCGCCGACGGCGGGCGACGCCGAGACGCUGGGCCGCACGGUCUUCUGCCAGGGCCUGCCCUGGACCGCGGAGGAGGCCGACGUGCGGUCCUGGAUGGCGGGCUGCGGGCCCAUCGCGUCGCUCGUCAUGCCGCUGAACAAGCACGACGGCCGGCCGUCCGGCGUGGCCUUCGUCGUCUUCGAGGCGCUGGCGGGCGCCGAGGCGGCCUGCGACACGCUGCACGGCGAGUUUUUCCCGGGCAGCGAGCGCUGGGUCAAGGUCGCCAAGUCGGAGCGGCCGUGCCCGCCGGCGCGGCGGGAGCGCGCGUCCUCCAACGCGAGCCGCGACGACGGCGCGGGCGCCGCGGCGGCGGCGCCGCCGUCCGCGCGGCAGCCCGCGCCGACAGCGGCCGACGCCGAGGAGCUAGGCCGCACGGUCUUCGUCCAGGGCCUGCCCUGGGCCGCGGAGGAGGCGGAGGUGCGGUCGUGGAUCGCGCGCGCCGGGCCCAUCGAGUUUCUCGCGAUGCCGCGGGAUCGCACGGGCCGGCCGUCCGGCUACGCCUUCGUCGUCUUCAGGAAGCUGGCGGGCGCCGAGGCGGCCUGCGACACGCUGCACAAGGAGUGCUUCCCGGGCAGCGAGCGCUGGGUCAAGGUCGCAAAGUCCGACCGGCCGUGCCCGGAGUACGGCAAGCGGAAGGGCCCGUCCAAGUGGACCCCGACCCCGUGCACGGCGUCGCCGGCGGAGCUCCGGGCCCUCGCCGACCAGGUGCUCGCGCUCUGCGACGCGGCCAAGACGGGCGCGGUCCACCUCUCGAACCUCCCGGCCGCCUACGAGAAGGCCUACGGCUCGAAGAUGCCGCAGCACAAGUUACGGAUGAAGCCCCUGCUGGACCUGCUGCCCGGCGUCGCGCUGGGCGGCUACGAGCCCGACCACGAGAACCCCUGGGCCGGCGCGUGCGUGCUCCGCGCGCCCGCGGCGGACGCGGCCGCGGCGCCCGCGGCCGCCGCCGCGCCCGCCGCCGCCGCGUCGCCCAAGGCCAAGCGCGGGUCCACGAAGAAGGACGCCGAGGCGGUCUGCACGGCGACGCCGGCGGAGCUCCAGCAGCUCGCCGACGAGGUGCUGGCCCUCUGCGACGCGGCGCCGAACGGCCGCGUGCAGCAGAGCUCGCUCGGCGCCGAGUACCGCAAGGCGUACCCCGGGAAGGACUUCCCCUCGUACGGCCUCCGCAUGAAGCACCUCCUGGCCGAGCUGCCCGGCCUCGACAGCCUCUUCGUGCCCGGCGUCACCAAGGGCGGCAACGCCUGGCUGAGCCGCGCGGGCGGCGCGCUCGAGCGCGACACCUUGCUCGAGCGCGGCGCGGCCGCCUUCGACGAGACGCAGGUCGGCGUCGAGGCGUUCAAGGCCAAGCGCGCCGCGAAGCAGCGCGCCAAGGAGCGGGCGCCGAGGAGCGGGCGCGAGACGGCGGCCCGGAUCCAGGCGCGGACCAUGCGCAUCCGCAACCUCACGCCGAGCGGCCAGCCCCGGGGCUUCGGCACGGCCGGCGCGGACGUCGCGCUCGAGCGGAAUCUGUGGGCCUUCUUCGCGCGCGUGAAGCGCGACACGAUGGUCGAGCGCAUCCACGCCAUGGCGGCCUCCGGCACGGGCUACGUCGCCUUCACGGACGCGGCGAGCAUGGCGCGCGUCACCGGCGAGCUCCAGCGGUCGAAGAUCCAGAUCCUCCGCGACUGCGACGACGUCGCCUACGAGGGCGCCCCGGACCUCCCGCCGGCGAUGCUCGCGGACAUCCAGGCCAACAACGCCAUGCUGGAUGCCAUGUGGCGCCCCGGGUCGACGGCGCGCGUCGCGCCGCCCGGCGCGUCGAAGCGCACGGUCCAGGCGCGCACGACGGCGCCCGUGUCCUCGUCGCGGCGCGGCGGCGCGCGGCCGACGACGGCGCCGGCGAGCGUGCCGACGCCGUCGAAGUGCCUGGCGACGAGGACGCCCGCGUGGACGAGGAACCGGCGCGCCGCGGGCGCCGCGGGCGGCGACGCCGGCGGCGAGAGCGCGGGCGGCGGCGCCGCCGACGUCGCCGGCGCGGGCGCGGGCGCCGCGGGCGACGGCGGCGCGGCGCCGUGCAUCAAUUUUCUCGGCUACGUCUCCUACAGCGCCUACACGAUCUGCCUGCGCUUCGACGGGCCGACGCGCCGCGCGUACCACGAGGCCUUUGGGCGCGCCGCCGACCUCGUCGCGCUGCCCGACGUGUGCUUCGCGCUCCACGGCUGCGCGCUCACGGUCGCGCAGAUCGUCCAGUGCUUUUUCUACGAGCGCGGCGACCAGGGGCUGUCGCGGCCCUGCGUCGGCGCCGUCGCGGCGCUCGCGGGCGCGUCGGCCGCCUACGGCGCGGUCGUCGCGUUCCGCGGACGGGACACGGGGCCGGCCAGCUGGCUCGACUUCCUCUACUGGCUCUCCGUGCUCAAGCUCGGCAUCACCACGAUCAAGUACGUCCCGCAGGUCCUCCUGAACCGGAGGCGCCGGUCGACGACGGGCUGGUCCAUCGCGAACGUGCUCAUGGACCUGCUCGGCGGCACGCUGUCCGUGGCGCAGGUCGUCCUCGACGGGUCGACGGUUGGCUGGGGCGGCGUCCUGCGGGACCCCGUGAAGUUCGGGCUCGGCCUCCUCAGCUUCGUCUACGACGGCAUCUUCAUCGUCCAGCACUACGUCCUCUACCGCGAGGCGCCGGCCGCGCCGGACGUCCGCUUCCACGGGGCCGCGGACGCGCUCCUCGAGCGGCCGCGGAGGCCCGGGCCCGACGGCGUCAUCCACCCGCAUCUAUUUGCGCGCCGCACGACGAUGCCCGGCGGCUGGGGCGGCUUCGCGCGCGGCUGGACCAAGUCCGACGAGGACGACCCCGACGUCUUCACCUACCCGGACAAGCUGCUCCACGAGCUCUUCUACGAGCAGGCGGCGAAGACGCCCGACAGCGUCGCCGUCGUCGACGGCGACCGGUCCCUCACGUACGCGGAGCUCGCGGACCAGGCGCGGACGCUCGCGACGUUCCUGCGCAAGGAGGGCGUGAAAGAGAACGCCGUCGUGCCCAUCUUCAUGCCGCGCUGCCUCGAGUUCGCCGUCUCCUACAUCGCGGCGCUCAGCGCCGGCGGCGCGUACGCGCCGCUCGAGGUCGGCUAUCCCGCCGACAUGCUGCGGCGCGUCAUCAAGGAGUGCAAGCCCGCGCGCGUCAUCACGCUGAGCUCCCACGAGGGCCGCCUGCCGGACGACGCGCCGCGCAUCUGCCUCGACGCGGGCUGGCAGAAGCGCUGCGUCGUGACGGCCGCGGAGGCCGCGGCGCUGCCGCCGGUCACCACCCACAUGGACUCGCUAGCCUACGUCGUCUACAGCAGCGGCACGACGGGCGCGCCCAAGGGCAUCACCUGCCCCCACCGCGGCUCCGUGCUCUCCUACAACCACCGCGCCUGGGCCGCGCCCUACGAGAAGACGGGCGAGCGCGAGGCGUGCAACGUCUUCUUCGUCUGGGAGAUGCUCCGGCCGCUGCUCCGCGGCGCGACGCUCGUCGUCAUCCCCGACACGGUCAUCUACGACCCGAAGCAGCUCGCGGAUCUGCUGGAGAAGGAGAAGGUCACGCGCAUGCUCUUCACGCCGUCGCUGUUGGAGGCCGUGCUCGACUCGCCCGCGCUCGACGGCGCGGCGCUGAGGCGCGCGCUCGCGUGCUUCCGCGCGGUCGUCCUCUGCGGCGAGGUCGUCACCGCGGAGCUGCGGUCCCGCGUCCUCGCCGUGGCGCCGCCGGGCAUGAAGCUGCUGAACCUCUACUCCAUCUCCGAGACGCACGACGUGUCGAUGCUCGAUCUCGCGAUCGCGCCGGAGCCCGACGGCAAGUACUGCUCCACGGGGCCCCUGCUCCCGGGCGUCGAGGUGCUCAUCAUGACCGACGCGAACAACGUCGAGAAGCACGGCAAGGCCCAGGACCGCGCCGAGGGCAAGAAGGAGCUCUCGCCCGUGCCGCUGGGCAUGGAGGGCGAGAUCUUCGUCGCGGGGCCGACGCUCGCGCGCGAGUACCUGCUGCGGCCGGACCUCAACGCGAAGCGCUUCCCGCCGCGGCCGGCGAACCUGCCCGUGGCGCCCCAGACGCCGGGCCAGGACGUCGGCAACCCGAAGCUCUACGACCGGCUCUACGACACGGGCGACUGGGGCCGGCUCCGGCCCGACGGCACGCUCGAGAUCCUCGGCCGCCACGACUCCAUGCAGAAGAUCCGGGGCUAUUCGGUGGAGCUCCGGGCCGUGGAGACGGCGCUGCUCCAGUGCGCGAACGUCACGUCCUGCGUCGUCAAGGCCGUCGGCGCCGAGGGCACGGACAAGCACAUCGCGGCCUUCGUCGUCUUCGACGCGCCCGAGGGCCAACGCGACGUCGAGGCGCUCGGCCGCGCGGCGCGCGACGAGCUCAAGGCGGCGCUGCCGCACUACAUGGUGCCGUCGUUCGUCGUGCCCAUGGAGGAGCUCCCGACGCACCCCAUCUCGGGCAAGCUGAACCACGCGGCCUUUCCCAAGACGCUGCCGGGCCUCCUCGACUUCGCGGAGGCGGAGCGCAAGACGCUGGGCCUCGAGUCGGCGCAGAACGCCUUCGCGCUCCACGGCGAGACCGAGGCCUUCGUCGCCGAGCUCUGGGCGGAGGUGCUGGAGCUGCCCAUGGCCAUGGUCGACCCGGAGGAGUCCUUCUUCGACAUGGGCGGCCACAGUCUGCGCGCGACGAAGCUCGUCGCCAGGCUCAACGCGCGCGAGGGCGUCGACGUCAAGGUCGCGGCGCUCUUCGAGCGGCCGACGAUCCGGGGGCUCGCCGCGUUCAUCGCGGGCGGCGGCAAGGCGACGAAGGCGGCGCCCCUGCCCUUUGCCGCCGUGCAGAAGGAGCUCGACGCCUUCGACGCCAAGGCCCCCGAGGGCUUCGACAUCGCGCUCCGCGCGUACUGGCACGGCGUGUCGCUCGCGACGAAGCGCGUCGACAGCCAGCAGAACCUCGCGGCCGCGGACGGCGACGACGCCGCCGCCGCGAAGCGGCCCCUCGAGGGCGAGGCCGUGCUCCUGACGGGCGCGACGGGCUUCCUCGGCGCGCACCUGCUCCGCGAGCUCCUCGCGAACGAGAAGGUGCGCACGGUCUUCUGCUUGGUCCGGGCGUCGGCGUCCGAGACGCCCCUGGAGCGCGUCAUCGGCACGCUCGAGAAGUACGGUUUGUGGCGCGAGGCCGCGGGCUGGGCGUCGCGCAUCGAGGGCGUCGAGGGCGACCUGUCGCUCGAGCGGCUCGGCCUCGUCACGGACCACUACCUCUACCUCGCCACCGUCGUCGACCGCGUCGUCCACUGCGCGGCCAAGGUGAACCUCGUCUUCCCCUACGACGGCCUCCGCAAGGACAACGUCACCUCUACCAUGCGCGUGCUCCACCUCGCGAUGGACCACAAGGUCAAGCCCGUGACCUACGUCUCGACGGACGCGGUCUUCCCCAUGGCCGGCGGCCCCCACGCGGAGGACGGCGCGGACCUGCUCGAGACGCUGGGCUCGCUCGAGAACGGCUACGCCCAGUCCAAGGCCGUCGCCGAGCUCCUCGUGAGGCACGCGGCGAAGCGCGGCCUCCCGACGGUCGUCGUCCGCCCGGGCAACCUCGGCGGCGCGGACCCGCGCAACGCGCCGGCGCCGGGCGACGACCGCGACCCCAACGAGGCCCGGGCCCUCAGCGUGAGCCGCCAGUCGCGCGUCGACGCCGCGCAGCAGGUCGUCGCGGCGCUUACGGCCGCGCAAAAGGCCGCGAAGCCCAAGACGACGCUCCGCGAGAAGAUCCUCCGCGCGGGCUGGAACACGAGCGACUCGAACCUGCUCUACGUCGCGGGCAUGGCCUGGCUCGGCAUGGCGCCGUCCGUCGACGGCUGGCGCUGCGAGCUCACGCCCGUGGACUUCGCGGCCAAGUCCGUGCUCUGCGCCGCGGGCGACAAGGCGUCGAACGGCAAGGCCUUCAACCUCGUCAACGGCGCGACGCUGCCCAUGGGCGCCGUCGUCGACGCCCUGCGGUCCUGCGGCGUCGCCGUCGAAGCCGUGUCCUACGAGGCCUUCCGCAAGGCGCUCGAGCGCGGCGCGGGCCAGGACGGCGACGUCGCGUCUGCGCUCCUCCAGCCCCUCUGGAAGCUCGUCGAGCCCCUGGAGACGCCGGAGGCUUUAGCGGCCAACGACGCCCACGCGUCCUUCGACAACGGCGCGCUCCGGGCGCUCGCUUUGCGCCGCGGCGCGGGCGCGUACCCGCCGCUCGACGUGCCCCUGGUGCGCGAGUACGCGUACCACCUCCUCGAGGCGGGCGUGCUGCCGCCGGCGCAGGCCACGAACGGCCAGACGUUGCGGGGCGAGGUCGCCUUCGUCACGGGCGCGUCGGGCGGCAUCGGCGCGGCCAUCGCGCGCGCGCUCGGCGCCGCGGGCUGCGACGUGUGCCUCGCCGCGCGCCGCGAGGACCGCGCGGCCGCGCUGGCCAAGGAGAUCGCGAGUUUGCACGGGUGCCGCGCGGUCGCCGUGGCCUGCGACGUCACGUCGCGCCGGGCCGUCAAGGACGCGGUGGCCGCGUGCGCGCGCGCGCUCGGCCCUCCGUCGAUCCUCGUGAACAACGCGGGCGUCAUGCACUACACGCUCAUGCGCAACGGCCACGAGGACGAGUGGGAGCAGGCCGUCGACGUCAACUGCAAGGGCGUGCUCAACGGCAUCGGCGCCGUGCUGCCGGGCAUGCUCGCGCGCGGCAAGGGCCACGUGCUCUCCGUGUCGUCGGACGCGGGCCGCAAGGCCUUCGCGGGCCUCGCGGUCUACUCGGGCACCAAGUUCUUCGUCGAGGCCGUGUCCCAGGGGCUGCGCGCCGAGACGGCGGGCACGGGCGUCAAGGUGACGACGGUGCAGCCGGGCGACACGAAGUCGAACUUGAAGAGCUGCACGACGGACGAGGAGGCGCGCGCGCUCUACGCGCAGCCCUCCGAGGACCGCAACCUCUGGCUCGACCCCAACGACGUCGCGCGCACCGUCGUCUGGGCCCUCUCCCAGCCCCCGCACGUCGCCGUCAACGAGAUCCUCGUCGAGCCCCGCGACGCGCCCGCCUAG
Molecule: messenger RNA, 10029 nt
Organism: Aureococcus anophagefferens
Lineage: Eukaryota; Pelagophyceae; Pelagomonadales; Pelagomonadaceae
Exons: 5
Coding region: 1-10029 (3342 amino acids)
Molecular function (GO): RNA binding; oxidoreductase activity; phosphopantetheine binding
Source: RefSeq, a predicted model, not a curated record